CACAGAGAGCUCAACUAUUUACAACUUGAUAUUCUUUCACUUCUGUGGAAAUAAAGACCUUCAACAAACCACUGUUCGUCAAAACAUCAAACUGGACUCUUGUCGCGAUGUCUGUGCAGAACAGCAAGGCUGCAGCCUCGGUGAGAAAGGCCUCGAUUGUUCCGAAGGUACCUGGAGGGAAGCCAACCAAAGCUUUAUAUAAGAAAAGGGAUGAGGAUGAACGCCUGGAUAAGGGUGUUGGCUGGGAUGAGACUCAUGGGAAAGGACUUAUUAAACCUGCAGAUCAACUGGAGCUCACUGAGGCUGAGUUAAAAGAGGAAAUCACAAGGAUCCUGACUGCCAACAACCCACAUGCACCCCAAAAUAUUGUACGCUACAGCUUCAAGGAACGCUCCUACAGGCAGGUUGUUGUGGAUCAAAUGGCCGUUCACUUUGUGUUGGAGGGCAGCCUUGUACAUCAAGACUCUGAUGAGGCCAGACGAAUGAGGGCCAGAGGGGGUCUCCCAGGAGUUUCAGAGGCUGUUACAGUGGAAACAGGAGCAGAACCUGAUGAGGAGGAAACAGAAACUCCGGCCACGCCUGUAGAAGAUGGAGGGGAAGCAGAGGAAGUUGGAGAAGAUGACAGACCAGACAGCGUUGCCUCCAAAACAGACAUGAAGCAGCCGAAACUUACCAAUCAGAUCAACUUCAGUGAGCGGGGCACCCAGACCCUCAAUAACCCACUAAGGGAAAGAAGCAGCCAGACUGAACCUCCGCCACGCAGAAACUUCUCUGCCACUGCUAAUCAGUGGGAGAUCUAUGACGCACACAUGGAGGAGCUGCAAAAACAGGAAAAAAAUAAAGAGAAGCAGAAAGCCACACUCCCGAAGACAGAGAGUGACAGAAGCAAGAAGAGGCUGCUGUUGAUGGAGACUCAGAGCGACGACCUCACCAAAGUGGGAAAAGCAUCCAAUAUCUUUGAAAGAAUGAUCCAUCAAAAUACAUUUGAUGACAUAGCACAAGAUUUCAAAUACUUUGAGGACGCCUCUGAUGAGUUCAGGGACCAGGAGGGCACCCUUCUCCCUUUGUGGAAGUUCCAAUAUGAAAAAGCUAAAACACUGUCCGUCACCGCCCUCUGCUGGAAUAACAACAUUCAGGACCUGUUUGCUGUGGGUAUGGGAUCGUACAACUUCAGCAAGCAGGGUUGUGGCAUGGUUGUCUUCUACUCGUUAAAGAACUCAUCGUUUCCAGAGUACAUCUACCCCACCAAGUCAGGCGUCCUGUGCCUCGAUAUCCACCAGCAGCAUUCCAACCUGGUGGCGGUGGGCUUCUAUGACGGCUGUGUGGCCGUCUACGAUUUGAAGAAGGAGGGACUCGAGCCUGUGCACAAGAGCACAGCUAAGACUGGCAAGCACACAGAACCUGUCUGGCAGGUACGCUGGCAGAACGAUGACAUGGACAACAACCACAAUUUCUAUUCUGUGUCUUCUGAUGGCCGAGUUGUGUCUUGGACACUUGUAAAGAAUGAGCUGAUCUACACAGACAUUAUCAGACUGUCACUGAAUGGUGCUGUAUCUGAAGGACCAGAAGAUACACAGCUGCCCAUCUUCGCUUGUGGUACAGCGUUUGACUUCCACAAACAGAUCGACUCUCUCUUCCUAGUUGGCACAGAGGAAGGGAAAAUACACAAGUGCUCAAAGACUUACUCCAGCCAGUUCCUGGAUACCUACGAUGCCCACAGCAUGGCAGUGGACGCUGUGAGAUGGAACCACUUCCACCCGAAGGUUUUCAUCUCAUGCAGUUCAGACUGGACCGUCAAGAUCUGGGACCAUACCAUCAACACUCCGAUGUUCACCUUUGACCUGAAUGCAGCUGUUGGAGAUGUUUCCUGGUCUCCAUAUUCCUCCACUGUAUUUGCUGCUGUCACAACAGAUGGCAAAGUUCAUGUUUUCGACCUCAGCGUCAACAAAUACGAGGCCAUCUGUCGGCAGUCGGUUGUGGCCAGAAAGACCAAGUUGACGCACCUGGAAUUUAACCCCGUCUAUCACAUCAUCACAGUGGGCGACGACCGAGGCUACGUCACCAGCUUCAAACUCUCGCCGAACCUCCGCAAGACACCCAAGGCUAAGAAGGGCCAGGAGGUGCCUAAAGGCCCAGAGGUGGAAGUAGCCAAACUGGAGAAGCUGCUCAGUCUGCUGCGGGAACAAGAGGAGAGCCCAGUUUGAUGCCUCUCUCCCCAGCACACAAACCUGAUACCAUCUCAGGGGAGAGCGUGGCCUAGGGGAUAGGUGCUCUGCAACAAGAAGGUUGCCGGUUCGAAUCCCACUCUAUCCCAUCUGCAUGCCGAAGUGUCCUUGGCAAGAUACUGAACCCCUAGAUGGCCCCUCAUAAAAAUGAUGAGUGUUCUAAAAAUGUAAGUCGCUUUGGAUAAAAGCGUCAGCUAAAUGACAUGUAAUGUAAUGUAAUCUCUCCCUCCCAAUCACACUCUUCCCAUUUGUGUUUCUCAGUGUGUGCAACAGUGAUAAUCGCUGACCUGUCAAGAAAAAACAAUUUGUAUAUGUUUAUUAAAAAAUCUUCUGAUUUUCCUUAA
Messenger RNA from Platichthys flesus (European flounder), 2569 nucleotides. RefSeq names its product dynein, axonemal, intermediate chain 1, paralog 2 (gene dnai1.2). The record is from RefSeq and is a predicted model, not a curated record. Gene Ontology annotation, biological process: cilium movement; outer dynein arm assembly. The transcript has 20 exons. Gene Ontology annotation, molecular function: dynein heavy chain binding; dynein light chain binding. Gene Ontology annotation, cellular component: outer dynein arm. The coding region runs from base 108 to 2204 and encodes 698 amino acids. NCBI's taxonomy places the organism in Eukaryota, Metazoa, Chordata, Actinopteri, Pleuronectiformes, Pleuronectidae.